AUGGAGCCAAUUUGUUCAGAGAGGAGGCAAAAUGGCGUUCUUUCGAGAAGCUUCGAAGCUUUAUCCAUUUUGAAAGUGGGAAUUAAAGGUGAUCAUAAGUUCGAUGAUCAGUUGAUCGCGGAUAUUUUGGGACUUGAGAGGCAAUGGAUUAUUCUUAAAGGGUUUCUGGAGGCAAAUUUCAAUUUGGAUUGUUCGUCUGGAGAAAUUUUGGGAAAAUUCGAGUGGAUGCGCAGGCUCAAAAAUGACUUCUACCGUUUGUAUCAAGAGGUAAGGACAAUUGAGGAAUACCUUCUUGCUUUACUGGACCGUAUUGAAUCACAAGUAAUGGCAGAGCUGAGAGAAGCUACGCUAAGCGAUCUGGUGGAUGCUUUUGAGCGAUGUUGGCAGGGAUUGCAUGAUCUGAAGCGGGUUCUUCAGUCAUCCAAGUACCUUCUCGAAACAGGUCUUGAAUUUAACGAGAUACUAAACGAUCAUUUGUUGUCUAUUGGAACCUUGAUAGACGAAAACGCCGAGAAAUGCUUUGAAAUUAGGCGAAGUUUGAAAGCUGGAAGUAUGGGGCGAAACUCACGACAAUCGGUAGGUAGCGAAAAGCGUGUUAGUAGCGUGCUAUCUGCUAGUGCUACUUCAGGGUUUAGCUUUAUUCCAACGUUUCCAGAAAACUCGGAUCUAUUUGCUGAUUUCAUGUCAGUAGCUGAAAUUAUGGAUCCUUUGGAAAAGAGCAUGACAAAAGUUGUGGACGAAAAGAUCCAGGGUUUUGGUAAACGAGUGAUUCACAGUAUUGCAUAUCUAACAAAUAUUUUACAGCAACAUUUCGAAGAUGUCAACCGAAAGCACGAGGCUCUAGUUGUCAUCUAUAGUUUGUUGAAGAACGAAAUGCUAAAUUCACAGUGGAAAGAGCUUUUCGGGAGCCUUAACAGAGUGUUGCUUCAAGCCAUCACGGAGGUAGAAGAUAUGCUUUCUUCAACGGGUGAAAGUGAGCCGGAAGAGAACUCGAAAGCACAGCGUCUCAACUCCGAAAGGCUGUCGUCGCUGGAGAAGGAGAUAGAGCACAAUUUCAACAUAGUUUAUCAGGCAUUAUCUGCUUCUGUUCUCACGGUUGAAGUAGCCACAGAAGCGAACACGCUGGCAUCGCGCUGGUUGGAACUGGUGCCAAAACUCCACAACUUUGUCUCCAAAGACCAAACCACCACAGAUUUAUCGUCAGAUCUUAAGAAUUUGUCUUUAGAAAGCACACAAACGCCUGUGAUCACACCUCCUCGUCCACAGAGGCGGGUGAGUGGGAUGGGUACUUUUCUGUCCAAGCGAAUGAAUAUCAAACCUGUGAUAGUAAAUAACACUCCGAAGUCUGUGGAAAAAAGCAACCACUUUUCGUACCAAGCAGAUGAAAUUAAGCCGAUUUCUUUAAGCUUCCAUAAAACAAAAGGUUCUCAGCCUUUGUUCAACAAUGAAAAGCACAAAAACAUCGCAACAUCCCUACAGUCCCAUUCUCGUGCCCUUAGUGCUCGAGCAUCAUUUGCAGUUUUAAUGAUCAAAAUCGCACAUUAUUCUCGUAUACCAUCUCGAAUUCCUGUGUUCUCUGGUUCAGUUGCUUUGGGAACUCGUAUCAACGGUAAAUUGAAUGAUCCCAUAAAAGUUGUGCUCAAAAGCACUGGUCAAAUCGGCGUACACGGCCGCCCUGAAAAGUGCCAGCUUCCCGUCAUAAGCUCUCAUAAACGUCAGCUAAACUAA
Lachancea dasiensis is the source of this 1728-nucleotide messenger RNA. NCBI's taxonomy places the organism in Eukaryota, Fungi, Ascomycota, Saccharomycetes, Saccharomycetales, Saccharomycetaceae. The record is from the annotation of a GenBank genome assembly.